This is a messenger RNA of Trypanosoma grayi, 516 nucleotides long. RefSeq lists its product as hypothetical. The transcript has a single exon. The coding region runs from base 1 to 516 and encodes 171 amino acids. The record is from RefSeq and is a predicted model, not a curated record. Lineage: Eukaryota; Euglenozoa; Kinetoplastea; Trypanosomatida; Trypanosomatidae.
AUGACGACGACAAUCCUGCAGCAGCCUUACCCGCAGCGGCCACGCUCUGGGAGCAGCGUGUGCUUGGUGCAUGCUCAGAAGUCCCUUCUGCCGUCCCCCGGUUUCCCCACUGACGGCAGCAGCAGCAGCAGCAGCAGCAGCAGCAGCAACAGCAACAAAAAAGGCAUGCGGUGCCACGAAACAACCGCAGCUCCGUUUAGGCAUAGUGUGGAGCGGCGGAUGCCCCGCUGGUGCCACGUUCUGCCGCCGUCGUCUAUGCAGAAUGACGAAGCGCACUGCGGGCAUUGGAGGUCGUCCUGUGUGGAGGUUGGGCAAGCACGCUUUGCGGCGUGUGCUGCUCCUACGGUUGAUGUGAAGCCGCGGACCCCCCCCAGCUGCGUGCGCCGUGUGCGCUUCCAAGGUGAUGACGUUAAAGAAUCUCUACCAUUGCCGGCGCGUUGCUUCAUCGAGCAGUUGAUUGGCUUCAUUAUUCCUGUCCUACUCGCGCUGUUCUUCCUGUUGGUUCUUUUGCACUAG